AUGGCCCCCCAACUCCCCGAACUCGCCUCCCUAACCAUCCACGUUUUAAUCGACAACGAACUCGACCCCAUCUCCCCCUCCCCCAAUCCCCUCGUCGAGCAAUCCGGCGGCAUGAAAACCAUCGGCCUCAACGGACCCGAUCUCACCAAAGACUCCUCUCGCCCCGGCGCCGCGCGCGAGUUACGAAUGGACCAUAUCUGCUGCUCCGCUCACGGCCUCUCCCUCCUCAUCACCGGCACCUCACCCUCGGGAGAAUCGCAUACGGUUCUCUUCGAUACUGGACCCGAGGAUAGUGCGUUCGAGCGCAACGCGCUGCGUCUGAAACCCGACCUCGGUGCCGUUGAGACCAUUCAAUUAUCGCACUGGCACCGCGACCACUCGGGCGGAAUGCUGCAAGCAAUCUCCAUGAUCCAAUCCUCCAAACCCCCCGGCGCUGACCCAGUGAGAGUGGACCUCCAUCCCUCCCGCCCAACGUACCGCGGGCUGCAGCCCCCUGGACUCCCCGUGGUGAGUCUCGAGCCGGACCCGACGUUUGAGGCUAUCGAGCAGGCGGGCGGGGUGGUGGAGAAACACGACGUGGCGCACACGGUGGCGGGCGGGGCGUUUAUGGUUUCGGGCGAAAUCCCCCGCGUGACGCCUUAUGAGCGGGGACUGAGGUUCGGGGUACGGUAUGUGGAGGGAGGAGGGUGGGUGGGGGAUGAGGAGAUGGCGGAUGAGCGGUUUUUGAUGUGUAGGCUCAAAGGUACGAUUACUUUUUUGGCUUUGUUGGUGAAGGGGGCGGAGGGUUGGGUGCUGACGCUUGCCUUUGUGGGUGCAGGAAAGGGAUUGGUAAUGUUCACCGGCUGCUCCCACGCCGGCGUCGUCAACGCCGCGCGCCACACUCUGGACUUGGAGCCGGACGUCCCGCUGUACGCUGUCAUGGGCGGUUUUCACCUCGCGGACGCCGAGGGGGAGCAGAUCGCCGCGACAGCGCAGGAUCUGAAGGCGCUAGGGGUGAAGGUGUUGCUUGCGGGGCAUUGUACGGGGUGGAGGGCGAAGUUUGAGAUUCAGAAGGUUAUGGGGGAGGGAGGACUUGUGCCCAGUUUUGUUGGGAGUACGUUCGUGCUGUGA
Saxophila tyrrhenica is the source of this 1110-nucleotide messenger RNA. RefSeq lists its product as uncharacterized. NCBI's taxonomy places the organism in Eukaryota, Fungi, Ascomycota, Dothideomycetes, Mycosphaerellales, Extremaceae. Gene Ontology annotation, molecular function: transferase activity. The record is from RefSeq and is a predicted model, not a curated record. The transcript has a single exon. The coding region runs from base 1 to 1110 and encodes 369 amino acids.